UUUGCGGAUUGCCGUUGCAAAGAUCUCUGUAGAUCUUGUCUCGAAGAAUUCUUAGCCACUUAGCCAGCCUGCUGUAGCUCACUGCUAGUCAUUACAACAUUCGACUUGAAUCGAUGAGCGCGUAUUUUUCUCGAAGCUUGAUUGCUCAAGAAUGUCCAACCAGGUCAUAUCUCCGGUUCUACCCUUCAUGGGGAAGCUCCCGAGUGAAAUGGAACCGGGAUUUCGGAUUCGGAUUCGAGGAGUGAUGAGUAGACCGAACGGCGAUUGCCGAAUCCAUCUGCAGAGCGGAGAGUGUCUAGAUCCAAUGGAUGACGUUCCGUUGCAUUUGAAUAUCCUGCCAGCUACCAGAGAAAUUUUGCGGAACAGCUACAGCUCAGGACGCUGGGGCCAUGAAGAACGAGCCGCAAAUAGUCCGAUAAAUUUCGACGAAGAAUUCAAUCUGGCCAUUGGAGCCGAUUCCGGUGGAUUCAACAUCGAAAUCAAUGGGAAUCAGUUCACCAGCUUCAGUCAUCGGUUUCCAGUGCAAACAGUGCGGGCUCUAUUCAUCACGGGUGGGUGUGUUAUUCGUGCGGUGAUUUUUGAACAUUGGAAUCCGACGUCAAAAGUGAUCAGUGUUAUUCCGAGUGCUCCAAUGCUUAAUCCACAACCUUCGUCACCGCCGAUGGCAAUUCCGUUUCAAAUACCAUCGUGGCCUCAUGGAAAUUUUCAACAUUUCCCUUGCCCGCCAUCGCCAUUGUAUCUACAUGCUCCGUAUCCCAGCUACAACAAUCCGGCGAUGUUUUUCCAGCAUCCUAUGAUGAUGAAUUUUCCUAGUGCAAUACAGAAAAAUGUCGAUAGUGGAUCGAACCUGCAGUACAAGAUGACGAUAACCGUUUUAUGGAAAAUAUGCUGCGUCCUCUUCAAAGUUCUUAAAUACAUCCUGGUCGCUCUGCUGGGCGGUUUCGGUGUGUACGUACUUUCCAAAAGACUCCGGCUGUGAUUUGCGGC
Molecule: messenger RNA, 987 nt
Organism: Ochlerotatus camptorhynchus
Lineage: Eukaryota; Metazoa; Arthropoda; Insecta; Diptera; Culicidae
Product: galectin-4-like
Exons: 4
Coding region: 152-979 (275 amino acids)
Molecular function (GO): galactoside binding; carbohydrate binding
Source: RefSeq, a predicted model, not a curated record